Lethenteron reissneri (Far Eastern brook lamprey) is the source of this 2583-nucleotide messenger RNA. RefSeq names its product tRNA mitochondrial 2-thiouridylase (gene TRMU). Gene Ontology annotation, cellular component: mitochondrion. Gene Ontology annotation, biological process: tRNA wobble position uridine thiolation. The record is from RefSeq and is a predicted model, not a curated record. Lineage: Eukaryota; Metazoa; Chordata; Hyperoartia; Petromyzontiformes; Petromyzontidae. Gene Ontology annotation, molecular function: sulfurtransferase activity.
GACGCGGACCAAUGGGAGGAGGGGACGGCGCCGAUGCGCGCUGGGAAAUCCAAAGCGCGCGUUCCAAGGUUACCCCAAAACUCUCUCUCUCUGCUGUGUAGUUACCCCUCUCUGCUGUGUAGUUACCCCUCUCUGCUGUGUGGUUACCCCAAACUCUCUCUCGUGCUGUGUGGUUACCCCUCUAACUCUGUGUAGUUACCCCUCUACCUAUAUGUAGUUACCCCUCCUGUGUAGUUACCUCUCUCUGCUGUGUAGUUACCCUUCCUGUGUAGUUACCUCUCUGCUGUGUGGUUACCUCUCUCUGCUGUGUAGUUACCCCUCUAACUGUGUAGUUACCCCUCCUGGUUAAGUUACCCCACCACCCCUGGUGUAGUUACCCCACCACCCCUGGUGUAGUUACUCCACUCCUGGUGUAGUUACCCCACCUGCUGUGUAGCUACCCCUCUAACCCUCCUGUGUAGUUACCCCUCUCUGCUGUGUAGUUACCCCACUCCUGGUGUAGUUACCCCACCUGCUGUGUAGCUACCCCUCUAACCCUCCUGUGUAGUUACCCCUCUCUGCUGUGUAGUUACCCCACUCCUGGUGUAGUUACCCCACCUGCUGUGUAGCUACCCCUCUAACCCUCCUGUGUAGUUACCCCUCUCUGCUGUGUAGUUACCCCACCACCCCUGGUGUAGUUACUCCACUCCUGGUGUAGUUACCCCACCUGCUGUGUAGUUACCCCUCUAACCCUCCUGUGUAGUUACCCCACUCCUGUGUAGUUACCCCGAGUGACUUGGAGUAAUCGCGGCUCGCCGCUGCCAUGGGGUCGACCCGACACGUGGCCGUGGCGGUGUCUGGAGGGGUGGACAGCGCCGUGGCAGCCCUGCUCAUGAAGAGACGCGGUCACCGCGUGACCGGGGUGUUCAUGAGGAACUGGGAGCGGGCGGACGAGGAGGCGGCUGGGUCCUGCUCCGGGGACCGUGACCGUGACGACGCACGCCGCGUGUGCGACCAGCUCGACGUGCCCUUCCGGGAGGUCAGCUUCGUCAAGGAGUACUGGCACGACGUGUUCAGUGCGAUGCUGAGAGGCUACGAGGGAGGAAGGACCCCCAACCCGGACAUCCUGUGCAACCGGCACAUCAAGUUCCACCACCUGCUGCAGUUCGCAAUGGAGCGACUCGGCGCGGACGCGGUGGCGACGGGCCACUACGCACGCACCUCGCUGCAGGAGGAGGCGGUGCUGGGCCAGACGUACGGCGCCGGCGGGGACCCGCCACACGGUGUGCGGUUGCUCGUCUCCGCGGACCCCGCGAAGGACCAGACCUUCUUCCUCAGCCAGGUGCCGGCGAGCGCCCUGCGCCACGCGCUCUUCCCCGUGGGCGGCCUGCCCAAGGCCCUCGUCAGGCGAGUGGCCGCCCAGGCCGGCCUCAACCACGUCCUGCAGCGCAGAGAGAGCGUCGGGAUGUGCUUCAUCGGGAAGAGGAAGUUCGAGAACUUCCUGCUGGAGUACCUGGAGCCCCGUCCCGGGAACUUUGUGUCGCUCGAGGACGGUCGCGUCUUGGGGCAACACAAAGGCGCGUUCCUGCUGACGGUCGGGCAGCGCGCGCGGAUCGGGGGGCUGCGCUCGGCGUGGUUCGUGGUGGAGAAGGACGUCGAUACGGGCGACGUGCUCGUGGCUCCGUCCAACGAGCACCCAGCACUGCAGCGCAGCACCCUGAGCACAGGACGUGUCCACUGGAUGUGGGGGGCGCCCCCCACGGAGCUCGCGAGGAGCGGGAGGAUGGAGGUGCUCGCUCGGUUCCACCACCAGAUGCCACUCAAGCGCUGCACCCUGAGGCUCGAGCCGGACGGCUCCGCGUGGGUCGCGUUCGCCCAGCCAGUACGCGCCCCGCCCCUCGGACAGUUUGCCGUGUUCUACCAUGGCGAUGAGUGUCUGGGCAGCGGAGAGAUUGUGCACGUGGGCCCCUCCGUCUACUCCUUGCGGCGGGGAGGGGGGGACCCCCCCCGGCACUGGGACCCCCCCACGGACACCGACCCCACGCACGCGCAAGCAGCCACCCUGCGCCUGGGAACCCCCUAGGCCCGCUCGGCCUGAAAUGAGUUGCCGGGAGAGAGGUAGAAAUAGACGCGUGUCCGGUACCCGGAACGCCGCGCCGCCGCCACCACCACAAUCGAGACGUUUCCAUCGCAAGGAAUUUUUGAAGUGAAAUAUUUUGUUUUAAAAAUAAAAGAACACGUGUAUAUAAAAUGUCUAGAUUUGAAGCUUUCGUGACAGCAAGGAUUCAUACUCUUAGUUCUUUCGGUAAAGUCACGUAGGUAAAAAAUUAAUAAAUUAUUGUUUUAUUUUUAUAAAUUUUUAUUUCAUUUUUUACCUACGUGACGUUACCGAAAGAACUAAGAGUAUAUAAAAUGUACCAAUCAAAUCCGUUGCGCGAGUAACGAUCCACCGCCACCAUCGCUUCCACGCGGACUCCUCCGCUCACGCACACUCGGUGGCGCAAACGCGCUUUGCCCCGACGCACCUGGCACGCCACGCUCGCCGUGUGGACCGAGUCGUCCUCACCGGCGCUCGGCGGCAGAGGUUACAACCGGGUACCCGAU